AUGUCCUACGCUGAAAGGCGCCUCGCCUCGCAGGCAAUCCACAUCGUCGCAAACCCCGCCCCCAUUUCCCUCGCCGAAAGCAAACUAAUCCUCAGCGCUCUACAAAAAUUCGGCGAAGUCGUCACAUUCCGAAACCUAAAGGAGCAAAAUAACGCCCACGCGCCCCAUCCUCGCCAUCUUCGACUCCCCGACGCCGCAAAACAAGCCCUCUCCUCCUCGCCGCUAACCAUCCGCCUCCCCAACACCGACCCUGACGCUGCCCACACCCCCAACCACGACUCUCAAUUUGAGCCGUCAUCACAAUCAAGGACCAGAAGACCAGACUCAAGAUUCAAACCAGACUUCCUGAGAUGCGAGAUCCUGCCCUCAAGGCAUAACCACGAGUCUGCGCUGCAGCGGAACCCCUUCCACGGGACCUUCCGCGUCUACGACUCGACGUACCAGUACCGGGAUCUUGUGAAGACGGGGAUCCCGUUGAAGGAACUGGCGGACGAGACGAUGAGUCGGAAAAGGCAUGAGCCGUUCCGCUUGAAGAGGCAGAUGAUGAAGGAGAAUAAGCGGCUGGGUGCUACGUCGUUAAUGAGGUUGUAUCGGGAGGGGCUUGGGGAGAGUAUUCUAGAGGAGGGAAGUGAAGGGCGUGCGCAGGAGGAAGAUGGGAGUGGGGAUCGAGCGAAGGCUGGCGUGGAUAGAUUGGGGGAGAGAUGA
Messenger RNA from Aspergillus novofumigatus IBT 16806, 705 nucleotides. RefSeq lists its product as uncharacterized. NCBI's taxonomy places the organism in Eukaryota, Fungi, Ascomycota, Eurotiomycetes, Eurotiales, Aspergillaceae. The record is from RefSeq and is a predicted model, not a curated record. The transcript is spliced from 4 exons. The coding region runs from base 1 to 705 and encodes 234 amino acids.